This is a messenger RNA of Heteronotia binoei (common prickly gecko), 1070 nucleotides long. It is a transcript of the gene LGALS4, whose product is annotated as galectin 4. Gene Ontology annotation, molecular function: carbohydrate binding. Bases 31 to 984 code for a protein of 317 amino acids. The transcript is spliced from 10 exons. The record is from RefSeq and is a predicted model, not a curated record. Lineage: Eukaryota; Metazoa; Chordata; Lepidosauria; Squamata; Gekkonidae.
UCUUUGUUCCGCAGGUGAGCCUUCGCCAUCAUGAACUACGUCCCAGCACCAGGCUAUAUGCCAACCUACAAUCCCCCUCUCCCAUGUUCGAAGCCCGUGCCUUAUGGACUGCGUGCUGGAAUGUCUGUCUAUGUUCAAGGGAUGAUACCCCACACUACUGACAGCUUCCGGGUGAACUUCACCAGCGGGAGCGACAUCGUCCUGCACUUCAACCCUCGCUUUAAAGGCCACGACUCGAUCGUCCUGAAUAGCUGCCACGGGGGCAAAUGGGGAAAGGAGGAACGCCAUAACAUGUCCUUGCAGCUGGGCCAGCACUUUGAGAUCAUCUUCAUCAUCAACAAUGACCAUUUCCAGAUCAUGGUGAACAGGAAUCCCUUCUGCGAGUUCAAGCACCGGAUGCCCAUAGAGCGGGUACAGGAGGUGAACGUCGAUGGAGACAUGGAGCUGCAAUCUCUGACCGUCCUCGGAGGGGGCAUGAUGGGAGGCGGGGGAAUGCCAGCACAGCCUCACCCUCCAAUGGGAAUGCCGGGCAUGAAUCCAGCCUACCCAAACCUUCCUAUGAUGAUGGCUCCGGUUUCCUACAAUCCGCAAGUGCCCUAUAGAGGUAACUUCUCCGGAGGACUGGGCUCAAAGAGGACAGUGGUGGUCAGAGGAUUUAUCCCACAAAAUGCCAAAGGCUUCCGGAUCAAUUUCAAAGCCGGCAAUGAUAUAAUCCUACACAUUAACCCUCGCUUGGAUGAGCGGUGUGUUGUGCGGAACAGCUGCCUGAAUGGGGCCUGGGGCCGUGAAGAGCGAGAGCUGUCUUCCAACCCCUUUCAGCCUGGACAGUACUUUGAUAUCUCCAUCCGCUGCGGGAACGAGCGCUUCAAGGUCUUUGUCAAUGACCAGCCGCUCUUCAACUUUGCCCACCGUUUCCGCAACUUCCAGCAAAUCGAUACCCUGGACAUCGACGGUGACGUGGUCCUCUCUUAUGUCCAGUACUGAGCCAAGAAGGGGACGGGAAGCAGAGACCUUCUCUGGGCCCUGAUGGGAGAAAGAUACCAUAAAUGGCAGUUUCAGUAAAGCAUUUU